CCUCAGCGAACCAUGAAGAGAAGAAAGGUGGAUCCUCUGGUGUAGGAGUUCCUGCCGUAAGGGAGCCUCCGUCCCUCCUGGUUCCUUCCAUUCCCAGUGCUGUUGCCGUGAGGGUCGAUCGAAAUCCCAAGAGGACGAGACACAGCCGUGAGAGCCUCAGGUACAAGGGAGAAGGAUCCAGGCACGAGAAAACAGCGGUUUGGGUUCUAGACUGUUAGUCCCGAAUUUGCACGUGUCUUGGUUUUUGAAGACGAGACGACAGACGGUUGAAAGCGUUCCCCAUAGGCCCUCUUCCUCGCUCUCUCUCUCUCUCUCCUCCCCGUCCACUCUUUUCCUUCCGUUGAGGUGUAACCAUGCCACAUGUCUUGGCCCCUGGCUGCAUUCUUGGCCAUGCUCCCCGAGCAAUGCUGCUGCGCGUCAACGCCCCGGCACCCGUCUGAGUCUCUGAUCCCGGCAAACACAAUAUGUGCCCUUGCCUCUUUUCGUCUGUCGUCGUUGCCAAGCGGGUGAUAGUAUCCCCACCUCUAGCAAUCAAGCAACACCAAGGAAUUGGAAGAUGGUUAUCCUCAAUCCGACUUCUCGGAUCAGCCGCACCACCUCUAGCAUCCACUCCGGCCCUCAAAGGUGGAUAUUACCGCAUGCUUUGCCUCUCGCGCAGGAUGGAAAGGACAUGUCUGAUGUCAACGGCUCCUACCAAGGGGACCAUCGUCGUCCGGACCCGGGCACUGAGGAAUGUGCCGCAAUGUCCCGGCAUUCCCACCAAGAUGCUUGCUUUCAUACUCCGUACAGCCAGUCGAGGAGGGACAACGUACCCAGGGGCCCGCCAGGCCAGUGAGUGUUCCAGCUAACCCCCUUCUUGGUUCUUGGCUCGUUCUUUUGCCGUGCUCCUGACUGUUGCUGGUCUCUCCCUAUAAGACGAAGAGGCCGGCCGUGAUGAAGGAAACUCUUGGAUUAGCCCUUUCGUUCCCCAGUUCUCUCUCUCCUCCCCCCCGUCCCCCGGUCUUCCCCCCCAGAAGAACUCCCGCUUCACCCAGUCAUUCGUUGGACUCUGUCCCCUCACAUUCGUUCCGUAAUUCCAGGAUAACCUGUCUGUCGCUCGUUCCGUACAGCUCAAUCUAAUCCCUCACUCGCCCAUACAACUAAUAUCAAACCCUCAAACCAUAUACGCUUAAUCAACUCUUCACCCCCAAGCUAGUACUAAACAACAGUCAAGAUGAGUUCCGGAGCCCUCACCACCUCGGCCUUCUUCACCUGCGACCCGGCAGUCACGGUCACCGCCACCGCAACCACCAAUGUCUACACCACCGUGUACACGACAACGGCUCUCGCCGCCAACCCCUCCACGUCGUGGAUGGCCACUUACACAGUGACCGAAGUCUGCACCGGCCAGCCGUGGGAGUACGUGACCAAGGACAUCCCCCCUUGCUUCGCCCCCACCACCGUCUACUGCGAGCCCUGCGCCCAAAAGACCAUCCCCAUCAUCUGCCCCAUCCCGACGCCCACCGCCAACGUCGUCAUCAACGGCAACGGUGUCACCAUGAACGCCAACCCCGUCAUCACCGCCGCCCCCUACGGCGUCUACGGCUCCUACGGCUCCUACAGCAACGGCAACGGCCAGGGUACCGGCAACGGAGGCGGAGCCAACAACAACAACAACGGAGGCGGCCAGAACGGCGGUGGCUCCAACAACGGUGGCUCCACCCCUGGCGGCGGUGCUGGAGGUAACGGCGGUGGCGCCAACGGCGCUGCUCCCUCUGGCAGCCAGGGCGCCGGAAGCUACGGUGUCUACGGCAGCUACGGCUCUUACAACAACGCUGCCCCCGGUGGCGGCUCCCCUGCCCAGCCCGGUCAGUCCGGUGCCCCUGGCGCUGGUGGUGCCCCUGGCGCUUCCGGAGCUCCUGGUGCCGGCGGUGCCCCCGGUGCGUCUGGCGCUCCCGGUGCCGGUGGUGCACCCGGUGGAACCCCCGCUCAGUCUGGCGCUCCUGGUGCCCCUGGCGCAUCUGGUGCUCCCGGCACCGGCGGCUCUUCCGGUGGUGCUGGCGGUGCUGGCGGCGCUCCCGGUGCGUCUGGCGCUGGCGGCUCUGGUGGCGGUGCCUCUGGCUCAACCGCUACGGGUGGUGCUUCCGGCUCCAAGCCGUCCACAGUCCAGGUCGCCUCGGCACCGUCUCUCAAGAAGAGCCUCGGCCUCCUUUGCGGUAUCGCAAUGGCUGCCGGCCUUACCAUCUUUGCUUAAGACGACUACUACUCUCUAGUCUUCUUUCCAAUCAUGGCAUCUCCCCAUUCACAAACGCCGUGUGCUCGCGUCCCCAAAGAUCAAAAGAGGAGGGAAAAAGGAAAUAAGAAGGGGGUUUCACGGAGAAAGGGGUUCAAAUUGGAAAUACGGGU
Colletotrichum scovillei is the source of this 2385-nucleotide messenger RNA. RefSeq lists its product as uncharacterized. The transcript is spliced from 2 exons. Bases 1214 to 2233 code for a protein of 339 amino acids. The record is from RefSeq and is a predicted model, not a curated record. NCBI's taxonomy places the organism in Eukaryota, Fungi, Ascomycota, Sordariomycetes, Glomerellales, Glomerellaceae.